This is a messenger RNA of Panicum virgatum (switchgrass), 4793 nucleotides long. RefSeq lists its product as uncharacterized. The record is from RefSeq and is a predicted model, not a curated record. The coding region runs from base 267 to 4154 and encodes 1295 amino acids. NCBI's taxonomy places the organism in Eukaryota, Viridiplantae, Streptophyta, Magnoliopsida, Poales, Poaceae. The transcript has 27 exons.
CUUGGCCUGGCCCCUCUCCGCUCCUCGCCUCCUCUAUCCCCGUGGCCUGAGCGGCCGCCUUCGCCCCGUGCUCCUCCCGCCGCUGCGUCGCCUGCUUCGCACCCUGCGGCCACUACCAAAACAGAAACCCUACCCCUAACCCAAUCGUAGCUUCCGCUAAGCUGCCACUGCGUACUCCUACCGGCCGCAGACCCUCUCGCCCUAGCUGUCCCUCUGCGUGCCCGCGAGGCGCUGCGCCCCUGAACUAGGGUUUAGGCCCCGAGCCCAUGGAAUUCGGGGCGGACGGCGCCCGGUGGCCACCGCCGCGUGGCGAGGCCGCCGAGGCGUUGCUGCCGCCGCCGCCACCCCCGGGAGACCGCGGGGAGGUUGCCUCACCCCGCUUCGAUUCGUCUCGUGCCAUCAGAUUACUGAGAGAGCUUGGCACAAAUGUAACAGAAGAUUUGGUUGUGCUGAUGCCAAAUUUGCUGUCAUUUUUGAAGCAUGGUGAUCCUGCGGUUGUUAAACAAUCUAUAGCUAGUGGGACAAAUUUAUUUGCUGCUGUAUUGGAAGAGAUGGCACUUCAGAUUAACAAGUGCGGAAAACUUGAAGCUUGGCUUGAAGACUUGUGGGCUUGGAUGAAGCAGUUCAAAGAUGCAGUCUGUGGUGUAAUGCAUGAGCCUGGACAUAUUGCAACUAAAUUACUAGCUGUAAAGUUCAUUGAAACAUGGAUUUUGUGUUGCACAUCUCAAGCCAUCAGCGACCAAAUACAGCCAAUUGAAGGGGAAAACUGGAGAUUUGAUAUUUCACGAUUAUCUCAAUUUCAUCCUAGCCUUGAUCCUGUUGUUCUGGAAGCUGAUGCACACAGAGCUCUCAUCCUCCUCCUGGAUAUUCUGCAAUCAGCUUAUGCUCAUCGAGGAUCCUUCCUAGUUGGCACCAUUAAUUCUCUUGCAGCAAUUGUAAAGAAUCGGCCAAUUUACUAUGACCGUGUGCUGCCGGUGCUACUUGAUUUCAACCCUGGCUUGGAAACUGCAAAAGGUGCACAUUCAGCAAGCCUGCGUUAUGCCCUAAGAGCAGCCUUUUUGGGGUUUCUAAGGAGCCCUCACCAGGCAAUGGUUGAGUCCAAAGACAUCUUGGUGCGGCGGCUUCGUGCUCUCAGCCCCGGCGAGGCAAUGGAACAAAAUAUUAGGCAGGCGGAGAAGAUGUCUAGAAAUAUAGAGCGUGCUUCUCGCGCUACCAAGGAUGAGUCUCCAGCAUGGGAGAUGCCUUAUGGAGAUAAUCGGAAGAAACCUGCUGCUAGACCAAGUGAUGUUCUUGCUAUGUCUGAUGGCAUAGCUAAGAGAGCAAGAUUUGACACAUCUGCCACUUCAAACUUGCCAGUUCUGGGAUCCUCUGAUUAUUCUGAUAUGCAGACUGACAAUGAUGCCAAUGUGGGCCAUUUGUCUGAUCCAGCCAUUUUGAACAGUGAUCUGUCUCCUGUUGAGAAGAUGAUUGAAAUGAUUGGUGCUUUACUUGCUGAAGGAGAAAGAGGAGCUGAAUCCCUGGGUAUUCUUGUCUCAACAGUAGAGGCAGAUGUCAUGGCGGACAUUGUGAUAGAAACAAUGAAACAUCUACCAGGAGCCUCAUUUCCUUUAGCAAAAAAUAAUGGUGUCCAGAAACCGGAUUUUAAAUAUUCAUCUGGUCUCUUAACAGAGAACCUGACAGUCAAUUCAGAUUCGUCACUGUUCGCUGCACCAUCAACACCCACAGCUGAUGGAGUCAGCAUCUCACCAUCUGAUCCCCUUUUUAUGCCUGGUGUUCAUGAUGCUAAGCGUGAUCCAAGAAGGGACCCUCGUCGCCUCGAUCCACGGAGGAUAGUUUCACCUGCUGCUGUAAAUUCAUUACAGGUGAAGGUGGAAACUAAUAGCGUGCAUCAGACAGAUAAUUUGCAAAAUGCACUUUGCUCCAAUCCUGGGAAGGCUGAAAACUAUUCAGAUUAUUCAAGAGAUUUACCAAAAAAUGAAGUUGAACAUCACUCAGCUUCUCAACCCAAUCAAACAAUUGCCAAAGACAAGUCAGAGCUUUCAGAUGUUGCCACUGAGCCGGAGCCAACCUUUGAAGUUGAGGCACCAGUGGAUGUUGGGAUUCAUUCUUCUGAUGUCGAUGAAGAGAUGCCGAAUCCCAUGUCUUCAGAAGUUACUUCAAUUGAUGAAUCUGAUAGUUUGGAUUUAGAGGUUGACCCCUUUUUACCAGGUCCUGAGGCAUCAACACCAGAUGAUACGAAUCAUGACUUGGCAGUUAUUACAUCUCAUUUGGAACUAAGUGAUAAAGAGAAAUCCUUAUUGAACAAACUUGCCAUUGGGCGGAUAAUUGGUGAUUACAAGAAAGAUAGUCUCAAUGCCAGAUUUUCUUUGCUUGCACAUUUGAUUGCCCAGAGUGCUGAUGAUGAUAAUAUUAUGGAUUUGAUUCAGAGGCACAUUAUCUUUCAUUAUCAUGAUCAGAAGGGGCAUGAACUGGCAAUGCAUGUGUUGUAUCUGCUACAGAGUAUGAAUGUUGCUAAUUUGCCAGAAAGCUCUACCUCCACUUCUAAACAUUAUGAGAAGUUCUUUCUAUCACUUGCGAGGUCCUUGAUUGACUCACUGCCUGCUUCAGACAAGUCAUUUAGCAAACUUUUAUGUGAUGCACCAUAUCUGCCUGAGUCUUCAUUUAGAUUACUAGAGGGUCUUUGCAUGUCAGAAGACAACAGCCAACAAAUAAAGGACGGGGAUGGUGACCGUGUCACCCAAGGACUGGGGACUGUAUGGAGCCUUAUCUUGGGCCGGCCUCCGCUUCGCCAUGUUUGCUUGGAUAUUGCUCUGAAGUGUGCCAUCCACUCUCAAGAUGAAGUCAGGGGAAAGGCAGUUAGAUUGGUUGCAAAAAGGCUAUAUGAUCUGACAUACGCAACAGAAAAAAUUGAGCAGUUCGCCACAGAGAGUCUUGUAGGAGUUGCUAAUGAGCAUGAUGUGGACACAGAUAUUAGCUUGAGAUCCUUAAAAGAAUCUACAGCUGAGUUUGAGGUAGGCAGUCAGGAAACUUCAGUUAGCGGUUCUCAGAUUCCAGAUGCUGGGUGUUCUGAAAGUGGGUCACUCAAGACAUCAUUGGUUUCACUGAAACAGUCAGUAGUAUCAUUAUCUGAGGCAAAACGCCAUACGUCUCUGUUCUUUGCACUUUGCACAAAGAGGCCUAGUCUUCUUCAGCAUCUGUUCAAUGUUUAUGGAAGGUCUCCAAAAGUUGUCAAGCAGUGUAUCCAUUGGCAUAUGCCCAGCCUUGUAAGUAAUUUGGGGUCCUCAUGUCCUGAGAUGCUGAACAUAAUUCAUAAUCCACCUGAAGGCAGUGUACAUCUUAUUACCCUGAUACUGCAAACAUUGACUGACGAGUCAACUCCUUCAGCUGACCUAGUUGCUGCUGUUAAACAAUUAUAUAAUACCCUGAAGGAUGCAUCCAUUCUCAUUCCCUUGCUUCCUUCAUUUCCAAAGGAAGAGGUAUUGCCCAUAUUUCCGAGGCUAGUUGAUCUUCCGCUUGAGAGAUUCCAAGAUGCGCUUGCUCGGAUAUUGCAGGGAACUGCUCAUACUGGUCCAGCAUUGACUCCUGCUGAAGUUCUGAUUGCAAUUCAUGAUAUUAACCCAGAGAAAGAUAAAGUUGCCUUAAAAAAGGUCACAGAUGCUUGCACAGCAUGCUUUGAGCAGCGUACGGUAUUUACUCAGCAAGUCUUGGAGAAGUCACUGAAUCAAUUGGUUGACAGGAUACCAAUUCCUCUUCUUUUUAUGAGAACAGUUAUUCAAGCACUUGAUGCUUUCCCAGCUUUGGUUGAUUUUGUCAUGGGAAUACUCUCCAGGCUUGUCAAUAAACAGAUAUGGAAAAUGCCAAAGCUAUGGGUUGGGUUUUUAAAAUUGGCAUUCCAGACUCAGCCACGUUCUUUCGAUGUCUUAUUACAGCUACCUCCAUCACAGCUUGAAUAUAUGUUGAAUAAGUAUCCCAAUCUUCGAACACCUCUUUCUUCCUUUGUUAAUCAGCGGAACAUGCAUACCACCUUGCCCAGACAGAUUUUGAAAAUUCUGGGCUUCUUUAGCGAACCUCAGCAGGCACCAAUAUCGUUUGUGCCUGCUACAUUACAGACAGCAGAUGCAGCCUCCUCUCUUCCCGGUGCAACCCUGAUGUGAGUACGAUGUUGUAGUACCAAUCGGAUGCACAUACAGAUCUUUGUGGACAGUAGUGAUAUGGGCUUGUGGAAUGGAGCAUGGACCCUCAGACAUGCUGCUAUUCUGUGAUGACAAGUGGCUAUAAGUGAAGUCCACAAGGAGAUGUCGACAACAAAGAGAUAUUGACUGGAGCAACCAAGAUUGUUUCGAGUGAUGUCUGGUGAUUGUGCUUUAGGGCUUGAUUCUAUGAAUUGAAGUCCAUCCAAGUUGUAUAGUAGCUGUACUAUUAUGGCUAAAUGUCCCAUCGUCGAGGUGUGGGAGUCCCUCGAUUGCAGGCCCAGGCAAAGCAAAAGGACAGAGCUUAGGCUCUUUACAGGAACGUAACCCAUAUUACCUGAUCAAUAUCAUUGCCUUACCUGAAACAAGGAAGUCGGAUUGCAGCAGCUGCAUUCCCUUCGUAGGGAGUCGGAAUUUGACUAAUUUACUCUAACCAUUGCUGUAACAAUUUGUCUGUGUACAUUAGUAAAUUGAGUUUUGCUGCCAGUGUUAACAAACAUACCCGCUUCCAUCUGUUUCGUUAUGCUCUCUGGCGACAAUAAUUUACUGUCAUGAGAAUCCGCUAAUUAAGAAAACAAUAAAUGGUAGUGCUGUUAAUGUUUU